Messenger RNA from Trichoplax adhaerens, 2235 nucleotides. RefSeq lists its product as uncharacterized. The coding region runs from base 1 to 2235 and encodes 744 amino acids. NCBI's taxonomy places the organism in Eukaryota, Metazoa, Placozoa, Uniplacotomia, Trichoplacea, Trichoplacidae. The record is from RefSeq and is a predicted model, not a curated record. The transcript is spliced from 22 exons.
AUGAAAAGUGAACGAGUGAAACAUGUUCCCAUUUACAGGUCUAUGUUUAGCGAUUUGUACCGCUUUCCAAGAGGUCAAUUACAGUUAUCUGGAAGAGAUAACCUUCCUCAAUUCAUUAAUCGUGAAUGGCACGGACACGAAAGGGCUAAUUAUGAUCCAUCAGUUCGAAUCCCGCAACAAACCUUCGUAGAUCCUCAAGUUAGUGGUGUCAAUCGCUACAAAUAUCAUAGAAGGCCAAUUAUCCCUUUUCUACAACAAAUUCCUCCUGAAGUUUUAUUGCAACCUACAAAUGUCGAUCCAUUAAAGCCUCCUGAUUAUUAUCACGAAAAGCCACCGACGCCGGCAACUAGAUCUGUGGAAGUUCAAACUAUGUACAGGGAUAGCGAAGCUCAAACAGAUCCAUACACUCCUGAAUAUGUUGUCCGUCCAGGAUCUCAAACUGAGUUGCUAACUUUAGCGACCUUAUCCUACGGUAGAGGUUUACCAGCUGGAUUAGCAGAAGUUGAAAUGAUCGAAAGAGCUAGAGCUAAAAGAGCUUGGGAGGCAAAUUUACCACCACUACAUGACAUGUCACAAGCAGAUAAAAGAAGGAGGAUGAUGGAUGAACAAGAAAGACAAGAGUGGGCUAUGAGAGAAAAAGAAAUAGAAAGAUUGCAGGAAGCUCGAUUGCAAGUACUUCAACAAAUAUUAAAGCAACGAGAAACUGAUCAUAGUGAAUUAAAUACUAAACGAAUGGAUCGCUUAUGGUCGGUUAAAAGACAGGAAAACGACGAACGAAUAAAGAAUAUUCGUCGAGAGCAUAUUAAAGGUAUAAGAAAAUUAAUAGCGAAAAGAGAAAAUAUCGAAGGAAAAUUGACUCGUCGAGAUAUUGGCAAAGAUUAUGCUGAUCCUGGAUCUCAAACUUAUGCGCCCGUUACUCGAUAUGGCGUGUUCAUGGAUCAAGGUUCAGAGAAGCGUAAAGUAAAAAGUCGCCAUCUUGAGACUUAUGAAGGUCUUCUAGAAUUAGAGCAAUCAUUACCCGACUUCGUUACGCAGCCUAGAGUUCAAGUUCCAAAACUUAAAUACGAAGGUAAAUCUUCGGUUGCGCGACGCAGUGCUCGAAGGCAACAAGAAUUAAAAGAAAUUACAGAUUCUAUUGCUGCUGCAAAACAUAAGGCGAAAGAACCACCAAAACCUUUGCGAUUUCUGGAAAAGAUCGAAAAAAUUAUUCCUCGCCCUCCGACUCCUACUGUUACACCACCGGCUGAGGGUGAAGAAGAAGUUGAACUUGCAGUCACCUUCUUGCAAAAAUUAAUCCGUGGCAGAGCAAUCCAAAAUAUGAUGUAUGAAGGAAAAGAAAAGAGAGUCGAACUUAUAGACGAACUCCGCAGUACCCAUGCUUUACAGCUUGAGCAACAAAAAAUGAAAAAGAAUGAAAAGCAAGUUGUAUUAUCCAAACAACGUCAACAUCGUCUGGAUCAGCAUAAGAAUUUCGUUGUUAAUGAAGUCAUGGAAAACCUCCAAGGAGAAAAUAUAGGAAAAAUGCUAGACUAUUUAAGCAAAGAACUUGUCCGUCUUCAAGAGGAAAGACGUAUACAUGCAUUUGCUAUGUUAGCCGAAAGAGAAAGACGAAUGCGAGAGGCAGAAGAAAGUGGAAUGCGUCAAAUUGAAGAAAGAAGAAGAAGAGAAGAAGAUGAAAUGUUCAAACAAGUGGUUAAAGUCCAUCAAGAUACAGUCGAUUCGUAUCUGGAGACUGUUAUCUUGGAAUCCGUUCAAAAAACUGCCGACGAACAAGCUGUACAAGAAAUUAAGGAAACUGCAAGAAAAAUAAAUAUAAUUGCACAUGAAAUAGAAGAUAGCCGGACUAAACUUGAAUCUCAAGAAAUAGUAUCAGAAUUAGUCAACAUGUUCUUAUUUCCUGAAGUACAGAAGCGUCUUAUUCGAGAAAAAGUUAAAGACACUCAACGUAAAUAUUUGAUCGCGGCUCAUGCUACUAUUCAUGGUGAAACUGAAUCAGCUAUGGCAGAGCAUCCUAAUCCAGAGAGGCCCGAUGCAUUCGAUGGGAUGGGAAGAGAAUCUACGAUACCGGAAGAAAGGUCGGAAAGCGCUGCAUUGAUGCAUGAAGAUUCGGAAAUAGACGAAGACGAGAAGGAAGAUAUAGAAAAUGCAGAAAAUGAGCUAAUUAAAGAACACGAGAUAGCAGCUGAUGAAAUGAGAUCAGAAGAUGAAUUUGAUGAAAAUGAUGAAAAUAUUUAA